Pseudoliparis swirei is the source of this 3239-nucleotide messenger RNA. RefSeq names its product EH-domain containing 4 (gene ehd4). The record is from RefSeq and is a predicted model, not a curated record. The transcript has 8 exons. Gene Ontology annotation, cellular component: intracellular vesicle; clathrin-coated pit; cytoplasm. Lineage: Eukaryota; Metazoa; Chordata; Actinopteri; Perciformes; Liparidae. Gene Ontology annotation, biological process: clathrin-dependent synaptic vesicle endocytosis; endosomal transport. The coding region runs from base 486 to 2126 and encodes 546 amino acids. Gene Ontology annotation, molecular function: protein binding; GTP binding; molecular adaptor activity.
CAGGUUAUUGAUUUAAGAAAGCAAAUCACUUCACAGGUCGAACAGAUAUAUAAUACAUCCACGUGUUCAUUAUUCGUCUCUUAUUAGUCAUUUAUUAAUGUAUUCAUAUCGAUUGUGACGUCACGUUUAUGUUCAUCGAUUGAUAAUUUAACUAAAAUAUACGAUCGUAAGAUGCCGGUAUUCAGCAUCAGCUUUAUUUCUAAUAAUAAAGCUGAUGCUGACGCGCAGUUGCGUCACAGGGGGGAAAAGGGCGGUGCCCCCCGCCCAGGUAGGCGCACCAGUACCCGUCACGUCACCACAAACACGCGCACAGAGGAGGCAGUGUGCGCGCACACACACACACACACACACACACACACACACUCUUCCCUCUGGAGAAGGAACAGAAAAGAGAAAGAGCCGGAAAAAAAAGAGAAACGCAAAGCAGCAGCCGGAACAUUUGGAAACCUCGAAACGAGGAAGUUGUAGUGGAGCGCGUGAGAAGCAUGUUCAGCUGGGUGAAGCAGGAGCAAGGCGGCCGCAACAAGGACGGAGAGAUGUACCAGACGGUGACGGAGGGGCUGCAGAGCCUCUACCUCAAGAAGCUGCUGCCGCUGGAGGAGACAUACCUCUUCCACGACUUCCACUCCCCGGCGCUGGAGGCCGCGGACUUCCAGAGCAAGCCCAUGGUGCUGCUGGUGGGCCAGUACUCCACAGGGAAAACCACCUUCAUCAGGUACCUGUUGGAGCAGGACUUCCCGGGGAUGCGGAUCGGUCCGGAGCCGACCACGGACGGCUUCAUCGCCGUGAUGUACGGCGAGAACGAGGGCAUCAUCCCCGGCAACGCGCUGGUGGUCGACCCCAGGAAGCCCUUCAGGAAGCUCAACGCGUUUGGGAACUCCUUCCUCAACAGGUUCAUCUGCUCUCAGAUGCCCAAUCAGGUCCUGCAGAGCAUCAGCAUCAUCGACACGCCCGGCAUCCUGUCCGGAGAGAAGCAGCGAAUCAGCAGAGGUUAUGACUUCACGGAGGUGCUGCGUUGGUUCGGGGAACGCGUGGAUCGGAUCAUUCUGCUGUUCGACGCCCACAAGCUGGACAUCUCGGACGAGUUCGCCGAAGCCAUCCGAGCCUUCAAAGGACAAGACGACAAGAUCCGGGUGGUCCUCAACAAGGCCGACCAGGUGGACACGCAGCAGCUGAUGAGGGUGUACGGCGCCCUCAUGUGGUCACUGGGGAAAGUGAUCAACACGCCGGAAGUGGUGAGAGUUUACCUGGGAUCCUUCUGGGGCAAACCGCUGCAGAACAGUGAGAACAGGCGUCUCUUUGAGGCGGAGUCUCAGGACCUGUUCAAGGACAUCCAGAGUCUCCCGAGAAACGCGGCGCUGCGGAAACUCAACGACCUCAUCAAGAGAGCGCGGCUGGCCAAGGUGCAUGCGUACAUCAUCAGCUACCUGAAGAAGGAGAUGCCGUCUCUGUUUGGCCGAGAGAAGAAGAAGGAGGAGCUUAUCUCCCGGCUCCCAGAGAUCUACUGCAUCCUGCAGCGGGAGCACCACAUCAGCCCCGGGGACUUCCCCAACAUCACCAAGAUGCAGGACAUGCUGCAGCACUACGACUUCAGCAAGUUCCCGUCCCUGAAGAUAAAGUUGAUCGAGUCGGUGGACAAGAUGCUCUCCACGAAGAUCGCCGGCCUGAUGUCGAUGAUCCGGGACGAGGAGUCAAAGGCGCCGCCGCCGAUGGUGUCCGGCGGCGCCUUCGAGGGCUCCCAGUACGGGCCCUUCGGCCCCGGCUAUGGCGAGGGCGUCAGCGCCGGGGCGGACGCCGAGGACUGGAUCGUCGGGCGCGAGAAGCACCGCUACGACGAGCUCUUCUACAUGCUGAUGCCCGUCAACGGCAAGAUCACCGGCGUCAACGCCAAGAAGGAGAUGAUGAACUCGCGGCUGCCCAACACCGUGCUAGGGAAGAUCUGGAAGUUGGCGGACUGCGACCAGGACGGCAUGCUGGACGACGAGGAGUUCGCGCUCGCGCAGCACCUCAUCAAGAUCAAGCUGGAGGGCUUCGAGCUGCCCGGGGAGCUGCCCGACCACCUGGUGCCGCCGGCCCACCGCAAGAACCCCACCGCCGACGCCCUGUACAACCACGCCGAGGACUAGAGCGCACGACGCCACCACUGGGUCCUGCUGCUGAUCAGACUGGAGAACCAAUCGGCUGACAGACGGUCAGUUUGAGGAUUUACCCGCCACCAACACGGAUCAACUCAGAUAUAUAUUCAUAUAUAUAUAUAUAUAUAUGUACAAAUGGAAGAAAAAAACACAGCCUCGUAUUUUACUCUUGCCUUUUUUAAUUUGGGGACUUUUAUUUUGAAAAAAAUGACACUGCCUUAAAGACAUUUCAACUUCCUGUCUUAAUUGUGUUCCGUCUAAGUGAGUUAUUCAAUAUUUGGAGGCAUUAAAAUGAUCAAAUAUCCCACAAUGCUCGGAUGCGUUCACAGGAAGAAGCGUUGACCUUCAGAAUAAAAGCGCGGGAGGUUUAUAUAGUGUUUUCUUUAAUAAUCAGUGUCGGAGUAACACAAUAUUAUAACAGAGUAUAAACUGUAAUGUGUAGUUUGUGUUUUUUUUCUUCCUGUACCGACACAAUGCUGCGUUAAAUUGCGCCGUAUUUUUACUGAAUUAUGAUUCUUAUUAUUAUUUGCCUGCUUUUAUUCUGAAGGCCAGAAGCUUUACUUUCAAAGUCUCCCUUAAACUGUUUCUCUGACGAGAGACUGUGGAAUACGUGUUUGACUUCAACCGGUGAAAUAUUAACUGAUCUGCAAUCAGUUUCUGAGGACAACGUUUUGUCCUGAAAAUAAUGAAAUAAGUUCCCCAAAAUGAGUCCGAACUGCAUUACCCAUCAUGCAGCUGGAGCUGGUUAUAUAUUGAGGGGAAAGAAAAACUUUUUGUUUUUUAAAACGAAUUAAAUCAAAUUAUUUGUGACAUUUAAAAUAUAAAAAAAUAUAUAUAAUUACAAAAUCCAUGUCAGGCCUGAAAUUAAUUUUAUCUUUGAAUAAUUAACUCUUCAAUAAAAAUGAUAAAGUCUGAACAACGGAUCACAAACAAAGAAUAUAUUUUAGUAUUUUAAAGAAAAUCUUAAAUAUUUUUAAAUUACAUUUUCAGUUUUGGGACGACAAAGAAAAAUACUAGUAUAAUAUAUUAGUUGGAUAUUUAACGUGUCAUAAUUUGAUUUCCUGUCGUUGGACUUUUCAUAAUAAAAGAGGAAUAACACUUGAA